AUGUCUUCGUUAUUACGUGAAGUAACAAAGGAGUUUAUUAUAGCGAUUCAGGAAUUGGUUGAAUGUCUGAAGGAUCUGGAGCAAAUCUGUCCCUCACCAGAGGACUAUCGUCAACUCUGCGCUUUACUCACACUCCCGAAACUGUCCGAGCACGCCGACUUCAAGAAUUGGAAUCCUUCAUCGGCCAGAGUGGAAUGCUUUCAUAAAAUCCAAGCUCUCGUUAUUCAUCUGCUGCCAACUACUGGAAAGGAUAAAGACCGGCAGGGAGAGCAUCAUGCAACUCAUGAUCGCUUGAUUUCUCUUAUCGCGAAAGGAGUUUUCUACGAAGGCUGCGUGGACUACUGUCAAGCACAAGCUGUCGGAGAAAUUAAAGGUAUUGAGAACGGUCCUCAUCCAACUGAUAUCCUGUCGAAUCGGCCUCGGCUAUCAUCAACUGACCUUUCGCUGAUAUCAUGGCUGGAAAUGGUAGGCCGAGAGCAGUUCGCAAUGCCUUUCCAGCAAAAACAACUCGAUCUCCGCAUCGAACAUCUCAAAAAGCCGAAACUGGAAGCCCAAUGGACGGAGACGAUCCUGGCGACACCGGUGAGACCGGGUGGAGAGUUCCCGCACUCGCUCGUACCGAAGUCCAAGUUGAAAUUCGCUGAGAAGAUGAGUCAGUCGAUGACUAUGUUGCCGCUGAACACCAGCAUGAUCACUAGUGGGUAUUUCCGUUAUAGUACGUUCCCUACCGUCAGUCGCCCUCCAGCGAUGUCCCAGUCGACGGCCGCCGGAUUCUGUCUGGGCAUUCGCGACGCGGGCAGUGAGGCGAUGGCACAAAGUCAGAUGAUCGACAACCUGAUGGAGCAAAGCCAGAUGACCAAGAGUAGUCGCCCGGACAGAUAUCGCCAGUCCUCAAUGACAAGGUUUUCUUCUUUUCCUUGGAUAAUUUCAUGA
Molecule: messenger RNA, 933 nt
Organism: Angiostrongylus costaricensis
Lineage: Eukaryota; Metazoa; Nematoda; Chromadorea; Rhabditida; Metastrongylidae
Source: the annotation of a GenBank genome assembly